Molecule: messenger RNA, 1107 nt
Organism: Parathielavia appendiculata
Lineage: Eukaryota; Fungi; Ascomycota; Sordariomycetes; Sordariales; Chaetomiaceae
Product: Metallo-hydrolase/oxidoreductase
Exons: 1
Coding region: 1-1107 (368 amino acids)
Source: RefSeq, a predicted model, not a curated record
AUGUCGACCGAGGCACCCAAGCCCAUCCGCGAGACAACCCACCCGCCGCUCCUCCUCAACCCCAACAAGCGCAUCCGGCUUCUCAAAACCGCAACCCACCAUUCCCACCCUGAACCAGCCCUCACCAUCAGCCAAACCAAGCAUCACCCAACAGUGCCCCCUAUUCCCGGAAGUUCUGAGCCUUCCGAGCAGGAGGGAGCAGUCUACUUCAUCGGCAACGCCACAACCGUCAUCUCAUACGGCUCCCUCCGCUUCCUGACAGAUCCAAACUUCCUCCACGCAGGCGACCACGUCCACCUUGGCCCCGGCGUCACCUCGCAGCGCCUAAAGGACCCUGCCGUGCCAGACCUGGGCUCGCUCCCUCCCGUCGACAGCGUGCUGCUGUCGCAUUAUCAUGAGGAUCACUUCGAUCGGGAGGUCGAGGCCAACUUGAGUCGGGACGUGCCUAUUAUCACGACGCCGCAUGCUAAAACGUGUCUGACGGAGAGGAAGAGGGAGGAUGGGUUCAGAAAGGUGGUUGGGUUGGCCGAGUUUGAAGGGGUGGUUGUUAGGCCUGUUGAUGAUGCGGGUCAACAACAACAAAACAAAACUUCGGGGAGGAAGGAGGCGGUUAGAGUGACGGGCAUGCCGGGGAAGCACGUCCCGCCCGGUCCGCUGGCGUUGGCGAACGAGCUGCUUGGGGCGGUGCCGCCGACGAAUGGGUGGUUAGUGGAGCUGGGGUGGACAAAGGGGACUGAUGGAGCGGAGGACUUUGAGACGGGAUACCGGAUUUACAUUUCGGGCGACACGCUGUUUGUGGACGAGCUCAAGGAGAUCCCCAAGCGGCUGCAGGGGGACAGAAUUGACCUGAUGCUGACGCACCUCGGCGGCACGACCAUCCCCGGCCCCCGCAUGCCGCUGCUCAUGGUCACAAUGGACGCGAAGCAGGGGGUGCAGCUGAUGCGGCUCGUGGAUCCGGACGUGACGGUGCCGAUUCACUUUGAUGAUUACGACGUGAUGUUGUCGUCCCUAAACGAUUUCAAGAAGGAGGUGGCGGCCGCUGGGCUGGAGGACCGCGUGGUAUAUCUGGAUCGCGGGGAGGAAUACCGGUUUGCGGUGAAGAAGUAA